Molecule: messenger RNA, 1260 nt
Organism: Chaetomium globosum CBS 148.51
Lineage: Eukaryota; Fungi; Ascomycota; Sordariomycetes; Sordariales; Chaetomiaceae
Exons: 1
Coding region: 1-1260 (419 amino acids)
Source: RefSeq, a predicted model, not a curated record
AUGCCCUCACCAGACAAGACCAUUGCCGUCAUAAAUGCCAGCGGCAGGCAGGCCGCCUCCUUCAUCCGGGUGGCCUCCGCGGUCGGGUACCAUGUCCGAGCGCAACUGAGGAACCUGGAGGGGGUCGUAGCGACCGAAGUGUCCACAAAUCCAAAUGUGACGGUUCUCCAGGGCGAGCUGUACACCAAGGAGCGCCCGGCAGAGACGGCCAAGGUAGACGUGACGCGGAACGGCCCCAUCUCCGGCAUCGGCAUCAACCACGCCCUCAUCUCAGAGCUCUUCAGGGGCGCCCAGCUGGCCUUCAUCAACACCACUUUUUACGGGGACGAGCAACACAUCGGAGAGGCCUUGGCAGACGCGGCUAAGCGCGCUGGCAUUCAGCAUUACGUUUACUCGUCCAUGCCAGAUCACCACGCCUACAAUAAGGAAUGGCCAUCACUGCCGCUCUGGGCGUCGAAGCACAAGGUCGAGGAGUAUGUUAAAAAGAUCGGGCUCCCCGCGACUUUUGUCUAUACCGGGAUUUACAACAACAACUUCACGUCCCUCCCCUACCCGCUCUUCUGUACCGAUCUGCAAGAAGACGGUUCCUGGAUCUGGCAAGCCCCUUUCCAUCCUGAUGUAAAACUCCCGUGGCUCGACGCCGAGCACGACGUCGGACCCGCCAUUCUCCAGAUUUUUAAAGACGGCGUGAAGAAGUGGGGAGGCGGCAAGCGCGUUGGUCUGGCAUACGAAAUGCUCUCGCCAAAGGAGGCCUGCGAGGUCUUCUCCCGGGGAGUCGGCCGGCCGGUACGGUACGUCCACGGCCCCAUCGAGCUCAAGGUCACCAUCCCCGAGGGCUACCGCGCCCAGCUGGAGGCGCUCGAGGCGCUGUUUGGAAUGGGCCACGACGAUCCCACGAAGCAGCCCCCAUACUUUGGCGACGCCGCCCUCGAGGAGAGCUGCCCGAGAGUGGCGCUGGAGCUGUGGGAGGGCCCACGGGGCCUGGAAGAGUACGCGCGCGAGGUCUUCCCGCUAGAAGAGCAGGCGAAUGGCCUGACAUGGAUGCUGGACGAGGGAGACGGCGGGGGCGGGGGCAACCACGUACACCGGAACGGGAACGGUGUCGCCACCGGCCAUGCUCCUCACUCGCACGAUGUCCACCAUCUGAAUGGCUAUAUCACCACCCUCCAACAGGUGACACUCGAGUCGGAUGGCGAGGAUGAGGACGAUGGCCUGGUCAUGCGGGGCCUGAAGCGAGACGAUGAGGAAUGGCUGGCCUGA